This is a messenger RNA of Vicia villosa (hairy vetch), 591 nucleotides long. RefSeq lists its product as uncharacterized. The transcript has a single exon. The record is from RefSeq and is a predicted model, not a curated record. NCBI's taxonomy places the organism in Eukaryota, Viridiplantae, Streptophyta, Magnoliopsida, Fabales, Fabaceae. Bases 1 to 591 code for a protein of 196 amino acids.
AUGGAUGCUUGUGUGUUUACUAGUUACAUGACAAUGAUUGUUAACGGGAAUAAUACGAAGGAUUUUAAGGUGGAGAGAGGUCUUCGUCAAGAUGACCCUCUCUCGCCUUUUUUGUUUGUUAUUUUGAUGGAAGGCCUUACUAGGCUUAUGGAGAAAGCGGUGGAUUUAGGCGUUUAUAGGGGGUUUAAUUAUGGAGAGAAUUAUUAUGUGCAUAUUCUACAAUUCGCGAAUGAUACGAUAAUUUUCAGAGACGGUAGCAACGAUAAUUUGUGGGGUUUUAAAGCCAUUCUUAGAGGCUUCAAACUUAUGACGGGAUUGAAGAUAAAUAUGUGUAAAAGCAACAUUUACGGUAUUAAUCUCAGUGAUGGAAUUUUAUCUAUGGCUUCUUCCUUUUUAACUUGUGGAAUAAGAGCAAUUCCAUUUAAGUUUUUGGGGGUUAAAGUUGGCGACAGUCCCAUGAAGGUAGCUAUAUGGAGAGAUGUUAUUAAGAAUGUGAGUAGCAGACUAUCUAAAUGGAGUGCUAAGUUUCUCUCUUUAGGAGGGAGGGUGGUGUUAAUCAACUCGAUUCUCAAUAUGCGGAUGAUACAAUAA